Musca vetustissima is the source of this 1632-nucleotide messenger RNA. RefSeq lists its product as uncharacterized. The record is from RefSeq and is a predicted model, not a curated record. The coding region runs from base 194 to 1525 and encodes 443 amino acids. NCBI's taxonomy places the organism in Eukaryota, Metazoa, Arthropoda, Insecta, Diptera, Muscidae. The transcript has 5 exons.
AAAGCGGAAACAGGAAAGAGGAAAUUUUUCGAAACAAUUUCAUAGGCAACAAAAGGAUUAUCAUGAACGUGAACGUUGGUGUUGUCAAAUAUUUGUAUGCGCUCCCCAUUUCCAAUUGAUAGCCAACCGGGAAAUAAAACAGAGAGACUGGGGAUGAAAAACCACAAUAAAAAGAAGGAUUUGAUUUUUAAAUAUGCAGAAACAAGAAAAAAGACGCGAACUGCGUCUGAAACGAUUUUGGCGUUCGCCAAAAACCACUUCAUCCGAAGAUUCAACCGGAUACGAGAGUCCAACACGAGCCGGCAGUAAAAAUAAAACAUCGCUGGGCAAUGGUGGCUCCACUUCACUCAACAACAAACCCACAUGUUCAUUACCAUUACUACAAGUUUGGCCAAGUCAGGACUCGCCACGAGGCGAAGCUGAUGGCCAGUCGUUUAUAUUCCCUGCCAUUGCUGAGACUAGCACGAGCAGUAGCAGUGGGGGAGGCAACAGCAGCAGCACCACCAGUGGCAACACCACUCUACUGACCAGCACAUCGGGCAACAGCAGCACCGGCAAUCAUUUGACUCUGAAUACGGGAGAACGUCGCAAUUCACUCUACUGUGAUACCUUGCAUGCUGGCGACUCAGGCAUCGAUUCGGUUCAGGCAUCACCCUCACCCAAUGCCCUGCCUCCGCCACCGGGGGCAAGUCUGAUUGGUAUGGCCAAUCCCUCGGCCGAUACGAUAAGUUCCUGCAAUGUCUCACCUGCCACCACGCCCACACAAGGAUCGCCCAAUCCGUCGUUGCGAGGCAACCGGAUGGGCGCCAGGGCCAGCAUCAGUGUGGGUGCCCCAAAUUAUCGCCGCAAAUCCAGUGCUCUGCUGCAUCCCGAUCAUGCGAGGCUGUUUGCGUUGCGCAUGAAACAUGCGGCGGCCCUGGAGCGGGCCCAGACGUCACCGGAUCAAACAUCCAUUGAGGAUGCGACUGAGUUUCAUGACAAUGGUCUCGCAACGAAUUUGCGCCUCUGUUCUGCCUCGUCAUCGACGACAUCGUCGCUAACCUCCGUGGCCGCGGUAAGCCUAGGCGGGGGAGUAUCCUCCUCCGCUGCUGCAGCAGCGUUGGCUGCUGCCGCCGGUGCGGGGGCCCAGCAGCGAGUCUCCGAUCCGUGGCUACAGCCGCAAUCCGAUCGAGAACGUGACUCACGUCACGAACGACGCCGAUCAUCGACCAUUACGCGUUACUCGCUUUUCGAUGCCCUCGAUCUGGAGUAUGCCUUGCUGCGUGCUGCCGCUCGCGGUUCUGUCGGUCCGUAUUCGUUAAGUGAGUCGAUACACAAACUAACCUUUACGCAGUCACUGGCGUUUCCGGCGCUGGCACGCGGUUUGGCUUCCAAACGUCGACGCUCGGCAACACGAAUGAGUUCGCGUCCCCUCAAUCCCAAUGAAUCCGGUUUAAAUACCUGCGCCAAAGUGGUAACCGCCGUGAUAUUAGUGGCAAUCUCUUUUAUGGUCUUUCUCAUAGUGUAUAAAUUUGUACGGACGUGAGGUUUACUCCUGGCCCCGACAGAUUUUCCCGUCACAUAUCAAAAUGCCUAUUCGUUGUCGGCAUCCGCAUCGUCGUCGUCGUCAUCAGCGACGGCUCUAACGGGAAU